AUGUCUAUUAACUAUUCCCACUCCACCAACCUUCGCUCACAACUGUUGGUUGAUAAAUAUUCCGUCCAAAACCCCUUGAACCGGGAACCACCGGUCCAGACACUUGUCUCGAGCUUCUUCACUCCAGAGAAUAUCUCUUAUGACCGCAACCAUGGCCCAAUCCCCCACCUCGCGGCAGACACCCACACCGUCCAAAUAGACGGCCAAGUUCCCAACCCCCUCUCCCUCUCCGUUCACCAACUCCAAACCGACUUUCCCCAGCACGAAGUAAACUGCGCCCUAGAAUGCGCCGGCAACCGGCGUCAUACAAUGCGCACACUACUCAAAGAAGUCGAAGGCAUCGACUGGGGCGAUGCGGCUGUGAUGAACUGCACCUGGAAAGGCCCAAGAUUAAGGGACGUGCUCCAUCGGGCCGGGUUGACCCAAGACUCAUGUCAGGGCCUGUAUGUCGCGUUCUCGUGCUAUGCGGUACAGUGCCAAGAGGACGAUUGGUUUGGGAGUAGUGUGGAGGUAGAGAGGUGCUUGGAUGAGGAUAUGGAUGUUAUUCUUGCUUUAGAGAUGAACGGUUCGCCUCUGACGCCAAACCAUGGGUAUCCGGUCCGGGUUGUUCUCCCCGGUGUGGCGGGUGCCAGGUGGGUUAAGUGGCUUGAUCGGAUCACUGUGCAGGAUACUGAGUCGUCGAAUUUCUAUCAACGGCAUGACUACAAGGUACUGCCGCCGGAGGCUGUAGAUAGUGCCUCAGCUGAGCCAUUUUGGGACCGGACCCCUGCGAUGUGCGAUAUGCCUAUUAAUUCGGUGGUGGGGGUGCCGGGCGAUGGAGAUACGGUUCAUCUGUCUGGAUCGGGGACGCUGGAGGUGAAGGGGUAUGCGGUGCCCCAUGGGGCUGAUGGCCCGGUUACGCGGGUCCAGGUUUCGGUGGAUGGAGGGCAGGCAUGGAUGGAUGCUGAGAUUGAGGGUUCUUCUGUGGAGAGGAAAUGGUGUUGGGUUUUGUGGAGGGUCAGGGUUAGGGUUGAAAGGGGCGCUGGGAAAGAGGUUCUUAGUCGGGCGUUUGAUCGGGGCGGGAAUGUGCAGCAGGAGCAUUCACAGUGGAACCUGAGAGGGGUUGGGUAUAAUGGAUAUGGGAGGGCAAGGGAUCUUACUAUCAUUUAG
Molecule: messenger RNA, 1149 nt
Organism: Aspergillus alliaceus
Lineage: Eukaryota; Fungi; Ascomycota; Eurotiomycetes; Eurotiales; Aspergillaceae
Product: putative sulfite oxidase
Exons: 5
Coding region: 1-1149 (382 amino acids)
Cellular component (GO): mitochondrion
Molecular function (GO): oxidoreductase activity; molybdenum ion binding
Source: RefSeq, a predicted model, not a curated record